Prosopis cineraria is the source of this 1164-nucleotide messenger RNA. RefSeq names its product probable WRKY transcription factor 29. The coding region runs from base 136 to 1014 and encodes 292 amino acids. The transcript is spliced from 2 exons. Gene Ontology annotation, molecular function: DNA-binding transcription factor activity; transcription cis-regulatory region binding. The record is from RefSeq and is a predicted model, not a curated record. Gene Ontology annotation, biological process: regulation of DNA-templated transcription. Gene Ontology annotation, cellular component: nucleus. Lineage: Eukaryota; Viridiplantae; Streptophyta; Magnoliopsida; Fabales; Fabaceae.
UUUUUCAUAUAAAUAACCUAACCUCGAGUCACAUUUCUCUUCAACUCUAAGCUCCUUUUUGUAUAAUGAGGAUCUGACUUUCACAUCAAAGUCAGCAACAGCCGCAGCUUGCUCCCUUUUCUGCUCUUCCCGUCAAUGGAUGAACUUGCUCGCUUGAUGGACUGGGAUUUGCAAGCUAUUGUGAGAGGAUUCACCGGUGAAGCCCCGGAAACAACCACGAUCAUAGACAUCGCACAACCUAAUUUUCCUCAUUUCUGUUCUGAAUUACAAGGUUGUCACGAUGAUCCUUUCUGCAGUACUUUUCCAGAAUUCUCAGACACCACGAUGGUGUUUGAUGAAUUGGGAGAGUUUUACAAGCCUUUCUAUCCUGUUUUACACCCUCUUUCAACAAAAGCAAUCGCCACGACCUCCGUAUCCAUCCCUAAAGAAAUCAAAGAAUCAGAGAAAGUACAAGAUUUGCAAGAUCCAGCAGUAUCUCAGUGUAAAAGAAGCAAGAAGAACCAGAACAAGAGAGUGGUGAAGCAGGUGAAAGCAGAUGGACUAUGCGAUUCAUGGGCAUGGCGUAAAUACGGGCAGAAACCAAUCAAAGGAUCGCCAUAUCCCAGAAGUUACUACAGAUGCAGCAGUUCCAAAGGAUGCAUGGCGAGGAAACAAGUGGAAAGGAGCCAUUUGGAUCCUGAAGUUUUCAUAGUGACCUAUACUGCACAACACAGUGAUCAUCACCCACCUCGUUCCUCUCGCAAAACCAGGCACUCUAUUCCACAUGGAACUAAUCAUCAACACGUUUCUUCUGAUCCUUUGGAAGACUCUGUUGAGGAUGAACCAAUCGUGUCCAGUGGGUCAAGCCAGUGCUUGAACAAAGACCAAUUGACGUCCCAAGAUGCUGAAACUGGGGAGAUUUUUACGGGUCAUGGUAUCCCACCAGCCAGUAAUGAUUGGUUUCCGAGCGUAGAUGAACUUGACGGACUCAGCCAAGAAUUUGCAUUAGAUAGUUACCUUCAUGGCCAAUUCUGAGACGUAGUGGCUGGGGCUCCUUGACCCACCAUCAAAGCCAAAACCAUUUUUCUUGUACGGAUAUAACGUCUUAAAGCCAAAACCAUUUUUCUUGUACGGAUAUAACGUCUUCCACACCCUUAUCUGAUUUAACUUUACUUUCUUGCCAUU